AUGGAUACGAAGGUGGUAGACGUGGAUGACUCCGAACACAAUGUGGAUGUGGAGGAAUUGGGUGCUGCUGAGAUAGUGGACGCGCUGAGUUCGACUGCGACGGCGCAUGAUGAGUUCACGACCACUAGGAAGGAAUUAUGGAGUUUCUAUCUGUACUAUGUUUUGGUACUCAUGGUGUUUUCCUGCAUAGGCCUUUCUGGAUUCAACUUCGGCCCCUCACAGUUCCAAAAUCUGCUCUACCUCGCGGGUUACGAUCCAUCACAAGCUCCUUUCACAACGCCGUGCGGAGAUGGAGACUGCGUUCUCCCUUAUCUGGGAAAGACACGAGAUGUAAACUCGGUUGUGCUGCUUACGAAUGGCAUAAGUUUUGCCAUUCAGGCCGUACUGUUAUUGUCAAUCGGCGCAUGGGCGGACUAUGGACGAUGGAGGCCAAAUAUCACGAUCUUCUUCACUUUCAUAGCCGUCGGUGUCUCAUUCGCCUGGCUGGGUGUCGAAGAAGCCACCAAGUGGCGCGCAGGUGUGGCGCUGUAUAUUCUUGGUCUGAUUACAUAUCAGAUGGCCCUCACUUUCUGGACAGCCGCCUUCCCUGGUCUGGUCCGCAAUCUUCCUGAGAUCAAAGCGUCUGCGCAGGAGGCGAAGAUUGGAGCGAAGUCAGUGGAUGGGCACGCUGACUACGAGUCUAUGGCCCGCAAUCGAGUCUCCAAUAUCUCUUUUACGGUAUGCUCUGCAGGGGAGAUCAUCAUACUCGCCGUCAUGGUCGGUAUAAUCAAGGGUCUCAAGGCCGAUCAGAGUACGGAGAACAACACGAAAGCGUUCAGCGUCCUUAUCGCAUUCUCUGGCGCUGUGUGGCUUCUGUGUGCGAUCCCGUGGUUCAUCUGGGAAAAGAGACGACCGGGGCUUGCGUUGCCGCCCCAUACAUCCCUCUUGACAAUCGGCUUCAAGCAGACCUACAUCGCUUUGAGAGAGUGCAUGAGGCUCAAACAGACAUUUCUGUAUCUGAUAUUUUAUUUCCUGAUGGGUGAUGUCUUGAAUACCACUGUAACGGUCAUUGGAACCCUACAGAACAGUAUCGUGUCGUAUUCUACACUUCAGCUCACACUUCUAUUACUUGUCGGGAUCGUCACGCAAGGACUAGGUAUAUAUGCAUUCUGGCUCGUACAGAAGAAAUAUCAGAUACCAACAAAAACAAUGCUGCUGUUCAAUGUAUUUUGGAUUCUUAUUUUGACCAUCUGGGGCCUCAUCGGAGUACACACCGACAAAUUUGGAUUCAAACACGUCUGGGAGAUCUGGUUAUACCAAGUCUUCUACGGAUUUAUGGUCUGUCCGUGGUACGCCUACAGCCAAACCAUGAUAAGCGAGGUCUCGCCGCUACCACAGAUGUUUCUCUUCUUUGCACUCUUUUCUGUGGUUGGAAAGACAUCGGCGUUCAUAGGCCCCUUCGUCAGCUCUGCGAUCAUCACCGCCUCGGGGAACAAUAAUAACAUGCCCUUCGCGUUUUUGUUUGGCUUGGGAGCAUUCAGUACAAUCUUCCUCUUCAUGGUUGAUCUGAAGAAGAGUAGAGCCGAGUGCGAAGAGUUCAUCGCAGCGGAGGCAAAGAGGAAGGCUUUUGCAGCGGAGUCUUGA
Stereum hirsutum FP-91666 SS1 is the source of this 1623-nucleotide messenger RNA. Its product is annotated as MFS general substrate transporter. The coding region runs from base 1 to 1623 and encodes 540 amino acids. Lineage: Eukaryota; Fungi; Basidiomycota; Agaricomycetes; Russulales; Stereaceae. The record is from RefSeq and is a predicted model, not a curated record. The transcript is spliced from 16 exons.